GACUUUGACAGUUCAAAUUGACAUAACAAAUUGUUGUAAACAAGACGUGUCGGUAAUGUAUUAAUAUUUUCAGGAUAGUUUGAAAAUGUUUAAAUAUGUAAAGCGAAUAUAUUAAUACUUUAUUAGUUAUUUAUCCAAUAUAUAUCGAAAGAUUGUACGUAUUGCUAGCAAAUUUUUAAAUAAAAUGAAUGUAAUGGAACGAAGAAAAAACAAAAAUAAAUCUAGUAUUCCUUCCCAAAUGGAAAACGGUGAUUUGCCCAGUACAUCAACGUGUAGUAACAUCAGAGGCGAUGAAAGAAACAUAUUACUUCUGUUCUUCCUGUAUACUCUACAAGGUAUUCCCCUUGGUUUGUCAUCUGCUAUACCUAUGAUAUUACAAAAUAGGGGAGUUAGUUAUAAACAACAAGCAGAAUUCAGUUUCGUAACCUGGCCCUUUAGCUUGAAACUGUUAUGGGCCCCCAUAGUAGACAGUAUAUUUUCGUCACGAAUAGGUAGAAGAAAAACGUGGAUGAUUCCUUCACAGUAUUUAAUUGGUGGUUUUAUGUUACUUCUUUCUAGUCACGUCAACAAGUGGCUCGGAGAAGACGGAUCUGCCCCGAACAUAGAAGUUUUGACUUUUAUGUUUUUUUCGUUAAACUUUUUAGCAGCUACGCAAGAUAUUGCCGUUGACGGAUGGGCUUUGACGAUGCUGAGAAAAGAGAAUGUUGGACAUGCUUCAACUUGUAACAGCGUAGGACAGACAACUGGUUUUUUUCUGAGUUAUGUUCUCUUUAUGGCGUUGGAAUCUUCCACCUUUUGUAAUCAGUAUUUAAGGACAGUACCCGAGACGGAAGGUAUUGUGACUUUAUCCGGAUUUUUGUAUUUCUGGGGAAUAGUAUUUGUUGUUACUACCACAAUAGUAGCGUUUCUUAAGAGAGAGACGGAUGCAGCGAAUGUAGAUCAUGAACGUGAUUUGACAUCCGCAUAUAAAUCUUUAAAAAGUAUAAUGGGUUUGCCAGCUGUACAAACUUUGGUUGUGAUUUUGUUAACUUGUAAGAUUGGAUUUUCUUCCACUGAUAGUGUUAUGGGAUUAAAAUUAGUUGAAGCUGGCAUUCCAAAAGAACGAUUGGGUCUUAUGGCUUUACCGUUAAUUCCAGUACAGUUGGCUAUGCCGUUAGUAAUAGCCAAAUACACCACAGGUCCCAAACCGCUAAACAUAUUCUUGAAAGCUAUACCUUAUCGAUUAGCUUUUGGCUUUGUAGCAGCUUUUGUAGUAUUUAUAACACCAACUUUAGUACCUGACGCUUCAAAUGGCCUACCAUUUUAUUAUGUAAUAUUAUUGUUUGCGUGUUACGCUCUUCACCAGGUGUGCGUGUAUUGCAUGUUUGUUGCACAAAUGGCAUUUUUUGCCAAAAUCAGUGACAGUUCAGUCGGAGGAACGUAUAUGACGUUAUUGAAUACCCUAACGAAUCUAGGAGGUAAUUGGCCGGCUAUGCUUGCCCUCUAUUGGGUUGAUCCGUUGACGUGGAAACGGUGUGACGGAGGAGCUGAGAGUAUAGACAAUAUAUGUAGGAAUAACGAAGAAAAAGUACUAUGCGAAAAAGUAGGAGGCAAAUGCGUGACAGUACUUGACGGUUUCUAUAUAGAAACGCUUAUCUGUGUUGCAAUAGGAUUUUUAUGGUAUUUAUGGGGAGCAAAGAAAGUACGAUAUCUGCAGCAGUUAGGUGACAACGCUUGGAAGCUCAAGAAUAAAAAAUCCCAAAAGAGCUAGCUUCUUUGGAAAACUGAUAAGACUUUUCACGUUUGUAAAUACGAUUUUUGUAUUCCAAUUGAAUAAACCGAGAACUGGAAGAUAAGACACAAAUAAUUUCUAUUUUUAUAUGAUAGAUUUUCAGUUUAUGUUUUGUUUAAAUUAUUUUCUUUUUGUUAGUGAAUGUUUACAAAGUGAACACUAUCGAAUUUAAGUUAAAUUAAAUUUUGAUGUAUGAU
Molecule: messenger RNA, 1968 nt
Organism: Diabrotica balteata
Lineage: Eukaryota; Metazoa; Arthropoda; Insecta; Coleoptera; Chrysomelidae
Source: the annotation of a GenBank genome assembly